Candidozyma auris is the source of this 3642-nucleotide messenger RNA. RefSeq names its product coatomer subunit alpha. Gene Ontology annotation, molecular function: protein binding; structural molecule activity. Gene Ontology annotation, biological process: intra-Golgi vesicle-mediated transport; endoplasmic reticulum to Golgi vesicle-mediated transport; retrograde vesicle-mediated transport, Golgi to endoplasmic reticulum. Bases 1 to 3642 code for a protein of 1213 amino acids. NCBI's taxonomy places the organism in Eukaryota, Fungi, Ascomycota, Pichiomycetes, Serinales, Metschnikowiaceae. The record is from RefSeq and is a predicted model, not a curated record. The transcript has a single exon. Gene Ontology annotation, cellular component: COPI vesicle coat.
AUGAAGAUGCUUACCAAGUUUGAGUCGAAGUCGUCAAGGGCCAAAGGGGUCGCGUUUCACCCAAAAAGACCCUGGGUCCUUGUCGCAUUGCACUCACUGACCAUUCAGUUAUGGGACUACAGAAUGGGCACGUUAAUUGAGAGAUUCGAAGACCACGAUGGGCCUGUGAGAUCGGUAGACUUUCAUCCUACGCAGCCACUUUUCGUUUCUGGUUCGGACGACUACUCCAUCAAGGUGUGGUCCUUGAAUACGAGGAAGUGUAUCUUCACUUUGAAUGGCCAUUUGGAUUACCUUAGAACCGUUAGUUUCCACCACGAUUUACCAUGGAUUUUAUCGUGCUCUGAUGACCAGACGAUCCGUAUUUGGAAUUGGCAAAACCGCCAAGAGAUCGCUUGUUUGACAGGUCACAACCAUUACGUGAUGCUGGCUCAGUUCCAUCCUACCGAUGACUUAAUUGUGUCUGCGUCUUUGGAUCAGACAGUGAGAGUGUGGGAUAUCUCUGGGUUGCGUAAAAAACACUCAGCUCCAACUUCAUCUAUGCGUUCUUUUGAGGACCAAUUGCAGCGUAGACAAUUGCCCCAGCAAGACAUUUUCGGUAAUGUCAAUGCCAUUGUGAAGUAUGUACUUGAGGGCCACGACAAGGGUGUUAAUUGGGCAGCUUUCCAUCCAACCUUGCCACUUAUUGUCUCUGCUGGUGAUGACAGGUUGGUGAAAUUGUGGAGAAUGAGUGAUAGCAAAGCUUGGGAGGUCGACACUUGUCGUGGCCACACAGGCAACGUGCUUUGCUCUAUCUUUCACCCUCACCAAGAUCUCAUCCUCUCGGUCUCUGAUGACAAGACUAUACGUGUUUGGGAUUUGAAUAAGAGAACGCCUGUGAAGCAAUUCAGAAGAGAAAAUGAUCGUUUCUGGUUGGUUGCUAGUCAUCCUAACAUCAAUUUGUUUGCUACGUGUCAUGACUCAGGUGUCAUGGUGUUCAAGCUCGAAAGAGAGAGACCUGCUCAUGCCAUCUUCCAGAACAAGUUGUACUUUGUCAAUACUGAAAAACAGAUUCAGUCUUAUGAUUUCCAAAGAGACGAAACAUCCAUGCCCAUGUUGUCAUUGAAGAAGAUUGGCAAGACCUGGUCUGUUAUGAAGACAUUGACGUACAAUCAAUCCGAUAACUCCAUCUUAGUAACCCAUGGUGAAGGUGACAACGGUAUGUACGCCCUUGUGUCCCUUCCGAAACAUGUCACUGGUGCUAUAGAGCCUGCUGAUGUUCGCCUGGGUGAAGGCAACUUUGCCUGCUUCAUUUCGCGUAAUCGUUUUGUUGCGUUCGUCAAAUCUUCGAAGGUUUUGUAUGUGAAAGAUACAAACAACAACGUCACUAAGACCAUUCAGUUAGACUCUUCUAUUGUCGACGUCUUGUAUGGGGGCCCUGGUCGUGUCUUGUUGGUGAAGUCCCAUUCCAUCAUCAACUAUGAUGUCCAACAAAGAAAGGAGUUGGGCGAGUUAAGCGUCAAUAACGUGAAAUAUGCAGCAUGGUCAAAUGAUGGACAGUACUUGGCACUCAUGUCCAAGCACACAAUUUCUAUCGUUACCAAGGACUUGCAGUUGAUUACAUCCACACACGAGACAAUUCGCAUCAAGAGUGCUGCGUGGGACGAAACUGGUGUAUUGUUGUACUCGACUCUUAACCAUAUCAAGUACACCCUAUUGAAUGGUGACAAUGGUAUCAUAAAGACUUUGGAAAACACUCUCUACAUCACCAGAGUGAACCAGAAUAACGUUUACUGCUUGAACCGUGCAGGAAGGGUUGAAAAAAUAACAAUUGAUCCUACUGAAUACAGAUUCAAGAGAUCAUUAGUUAACAAAAACUUUGGUGAAGUCUUACGAAUUAUUAAAAAUUCCAAUUUGGUUGGACAGAACAUAAUCGCGUAUUUGCAGAAAAAAGGCUACCCAGAAGUGGCUUUGCAAUUCGUGCAAGAUCCUGAGACUAGAUUUGAUCUUGCUGUGGAGUGUGGUGAUAUGCAAACUGCUGAGGUUGAAGCCAACAAGCUCAAGAAUAAUGUCAUUUGGGAAAGAUUAAGUCAGGAAGCCUUGAACCAAGGUAAUGUUGAGCUUGUGGAGAAGAUGUACCAGCAAUUACAACUUUUCGAUAGAUUGUCUUUUCUUUAUUUGUACAAAGGAGACUACGAGAAGUUGGGCAAGAUGUCAUUGAUCGCGAGUGCUCGUUCAAAUGUAUCCUCCUUAAUUCAAAAUACUCUAUACAACAAUGAUGUUCAGUCGAGAAUUGAUGCAUUCAUAAAGGCUGACCAAUUACCGUUGGCUUACACAUUAGCUAAAUCAAGCGGAUUAAAUGAAAAGGCAGAGGAGAUUUUAUCAGCGGCUGGCGUUACUGAAGCUGAGAUCAGUUUACCAGAACUUGGAAGACCUGUUCAGUUACCUACGCCUAAUGCUGGUGCUAGUGACAACUGGCCUAUCAAAGAAGGUAACACUUCUUUCUUCGAAACUGCUGUGCUCAGUGGCCAGGUCGAGGACUUAAACAUCGAAAGUGAGACUCCAGUUGAGAAGGAUCCUCGUAAUGGUAUUUCUCCGGACUUUACCGAUGCUGCUAUCGAGGAUGAACAAGAUGAAGAUGAAGGUGGCUGGGACAUGGACGACGAUGAUCUUAACAUCGACGAUGACCUUGAUGAUUUCGUCGACGAUGUUGAGAUUGGUGAAGAUGAACCCGUCAUCAAGGUCGAGGGCGCUGAUGGAGAGAUCGCUUACUGGCUUCGUAACAACAAAACUGCUGCCGGGUACGUUGCUGCUGGUGCCUUUGAGCAAGCUGCUUCCCUUCUAAACAAACAGCUCGGUGUCGUGGACUUUACACCUUUAAAAAAGCGCUUCAUGGAGGUCUACUCUAGCAACAAGUUGUAUUUGCCCGGUAUAGAUGAUUUGCCAGCGAUGAGGGAUUACAUCAGAGAAGACAACGACGAGGACAACUCUGAAAAAUUCAGGCCACAUAUUCCAGGUUACGACACAUUGGAGGAGAAGUUGAGCACCGCUUUCAAAUUCUUCAGGGCCAACAAUUUGCCAGAGGCGAUUCAAACAUUCCGUGACAUAAUUUAUUCUAUCGCUGUUAUAAGCGUGCAAGAUGAUGAACAAGAAGCCAAGUGCGAGGACAUUCUCACCUUAUGCAGAGAGUACAUCUUGGGAUUAUCGAUUGAGUUGGAGCGUCGCUCGCUUGACCCCUCCGACGUGAAGAGAAAUUUGGAGUUGGCAGCCUACUUCACGAGGGCGAAGCUUCAAAAUGCUCACAAGGUCAAUGCUUUACAGGUCGCCAUGCUGGAAUCAUUCAAGCAUAAGAACUACAUUAGUGCGUCAUACUUUGCUGGAGAGCUCUUAUCCAUCGUAAACACGGGUGCCAAGGCUGAAAAAGCGCAAAAGCUCAGAGCGAAGUCUGACUCGAUCUCCAGUGAGGCCGUCGAAAUUGAUUACGACCCAAAUGCAGAGUUCGACAUUUGUUGCGCAUCAUUUACACCCAUCUACAAGGGCCAACCAUCGGUGAAUGAAGCAUUGGUCAACGCCAGGUACAAGCCAGAGUACAAGGGAGACAUUUGUCGCAUCACCAAGAUCACUAGCAUAGGGCUGCCAGCAUCAGGAUUACGCAUUCGUGUUUGA